Messenger RNA from Gigantopelta aegis, 1286 nucleotides. Its product is annotated as steroid transmembrane transporter SLC22A24-like. The transcript is spliced from 6 exons. Gene Ontology annotation, cellular component: membrane. Lineage: Eukaryota; Metazoa; Mollusca; Gastropoda; Neomphalida; Peltospiridae. The record is from RefSeq and is a predicted model, not a curated record. Gene Ontology annotation, biological process: transmembrane transport. Bases 1 to 1275 code for a protein of 424 amino acids. Gene Ontology annotation, molecular function: transmembrane transporter activity.
AUGGAAGCUAGUAAUACAAAACAAGUAAUUCUUCCCCGCAUAUCGAGUAAAAAUGUCAGGUCGGGAGAAGAAAUGAUGGACGUUUUAGCGGAUGAUAUUCUGCGGUACGAACUUCUAUCAGAAUUUGUUGACCACUUUGACGACGACAGUAUUAACGUUCCCGACGAGCGUGAGGCAGAAGACGGUACCGCAAACUCUGUAGAUCACCGAUGUGAUGACGUUGGAGAUAAUUCUACUGAAACCCUCGAAGAUUCGCUUGUUACAGGACACAAUGUUACGUACGGAGAGUGUAGCAUUAUUUCCGUACUUGGCAACACGACUCAAAGUCGACCGUGCAGUUCCGGAUACGUCUACUCAGAACCCGCAGAUCGGUCUAUUAUCUCUGAUAUGAAUCUCGUGUGUGACCGGAAGCCUCUUGCCAGUUUGUCACAGACGGUUUUGUUUGGUGGACAAGCCUUUGGAGCCCUCACAUUACCGCACCUGUCAGAUCGGUAUGGACGAAAACCGAUUCUUAUCCUGUCCACUGUCGCCUUGAUGGUUAUUGGAAUUGGAACGGCUCUGGCACCAAACUACCCGACGUUCGCCGUACUGCGUUUUCUUGUUGGUGCUUGGCAACAGGGAAUUCUCACAACAGUUAGCACGUUGGCUCUGGAAUUGUUUCCUUCCCAGCAUCGAAAGCUGGUGUGCUCUGCUUUGAAUUUAAUAUGGGCUUUCUGUGCAAUGACGAUACCACUCUGGGCGUACUUUCUACAAAACUACUCCUGGAGGAUUCUACAAGUGGCGUAUACCUCAGCAACACUGUUAUUUAUAAUUCAGAUUUGGAAAGUAGAAGAAUCAAUCCCAUGGUUAAUCGCCAAUGGUAAAACCAAGCGAGUUGUUCGUGUGUUAAAGACAGCAGCCAAAGUUAGUAAAAUUCCUGUCCGUGUCGUCAUGGAACAGUUACACCUGCUGGAAGUGGAACAGAAAGGAAAAGACCAAGAUUCAGAAUUGGUUAAUCAAGAAGGUCAACUCAAAGAGGACUCUUUUCUCCUGAAGAAUUCCGUGCCUUCCAGAGAGGAAGACAAAGUCAGCGAUAUCGACACAGAUGAAGAACUCACAGCUGUCAAGCCAUACACCAUCUUAGAUAUGUUUAAGAACAAACGCCUUGUUGUGAACGUUUGUAUUCUAUUGUUUACGUGGUUUACAAACGCUCUGACGUUUUUCGGUCUCUUCUUGACGUCAUCAUCCCUAGCGACGCGACCGCUUUCUCAACUUCUUUCUGAACGCAGCCGUUGAGGUCCCUGCUG